Molecule: messenger RNA, 1556 nt
Organism: Armigeres subalbatus
Lineage: Eukaryota; Metazoa; Arthropoda; Insecta; Diptera; Culicidae
Product: CLIP domain-containing serine protease B4-like
Exons: 3
Coding region: 57-1274 (405 amino acids)
Biological process (GO): proteolysis
Molecular function (GO): serine-type endopeptidase activity
Source: RefSeq, a predicted model, not a curated record
AAAAGAGAUCAGUUUAGCGUUGGUGACCUCGCUAAGUAGACGUGCAGUGAUUCACAAUGCGCUCGAGAAUAUUUUAUUUGGCAUCUGGUUUAGCCAUCUGCUUAAUUCAUCAACAAAUGUGUGUCUAUGGGUCAAGUGUGAUAGCGGAAAAUGGUGACGAGGAUUCAAACGAAAUGGAAGACACAUCGAGUGUACCGGUAUUUGUUCGUAGUAGGUUUAAUUUGCGAAUCUGGUCUACAACAGAAGGGGCUAGCACUACGGAAUAUGAUAAGUUAGUUAAUGCUACCGGUUCUUUGUCAGCUUCAAAUAAGUCAUCUAAAAAGCCUAACCGAUUCAAAGUGAGUACCAGUACGAGUACAAGUACGGAAGCAACUACAAUUAAUUUGCAAGUAGGAGUGAACACAACGGAGGUGCCAACUACCACUCAAGCUCCCACUUCCAAUACUGUAGUAAAUGUAGAGGAGCCAACAACUUUAAAAAUAAAGGCCAGAAAGCUUUCCUCACCCGAAUGCGGUGAACUGAACGGAGAUGAUGUACCCUGGAUAGCAGUCUUGGAGCAUACAAAUCCAAAAGGAGGUGCUCGCAAAAAGACCCUAAGCAAAGGGGUGCUCAUUGAUGAUCGGCAUGUGCUGACGACUAUUUCCAGCAUUCAUAAUUCGUACCCUUUCUGGAUUGUCACUGGAAUUCGGUUAGGUGAUACUCCCACAUGGGCGGCCUCAAAAGGAACCAAGGAAAUAAGCGCAAGAAAGCAGGAUGUUGUGUCGGUGUCUGUGAAGAAUGUUUUCCUGCACGAAAAGAAAGACAUCGCCGUGAUAAGACUGAGCGAGCGGGUGACCAUCACCGACAAAAUUCGACCCAUCUGCUUACCGAUGAAUGAUCGCGUUAAUUUCACUGACAUAUUCUUUCACGUUUGCAAAAAGGACAAGUCAGAUUUCGGAAGACCGAGCACCUCGAGUAAAAUGAUAUCUGUGACAUAUCUUGGCCAGAAGGAUUGUCAGAUUUUGUUCCGGAGACACCAGGCGGAGCUUGGUUCAAAGGAAUUUUGUGUUUGGGACGAAACCGGUGACAAUUGUACGGGCGACCUAGGUGGACCGUUAAUGUCGAAGCUGAACGGCCGGUAUCACGUGGUUGGGCUCAAUUCGUAUGCUAUGUCAAAGUCCAAAAUCGAUAGCGAAGGCCUACCUGGGGUAUAUGUACGCGUGGGUUCUUUUCUCAAAUGGAUCCAAGCGGUACUAAAAACCGAAUUUGAUGACUUCGCUGAUGGAGCAGCUUGAACCGAUUAUGGGGCUCAAAAAGUUAAACCGAACUGGAUUAGGCGAGCUCAUGUCUACGUACCUAUAUGUCUGUAGUUAGAUUAGAUUUGAUAGCAGCUGAGUAGUGGAGGGCAGUUCAUGACCGACGUGAAGUGUGCGCUACGUCUCGGACGGCACGCGAAUAUAUUUAUUUCUAUUAGCAUUUCGAAUAGAAGCAGCUCUUGAACGCAAAAAGUAGAAUAACACAUGUUCUAGAAUGGAAAAUAACUGACAUUACAACCGGUUCGACUGCGACGACGUUGA